Molecule: messenger RNA, 1612 nt
Organism: Saccostrea cuccullata (small rock oyster)
Lineage: Eukaryota; Metazoa; Mollusca; Bivalvia; Ostreida; Ostreidae
Product: neuronal acetylcholine receptor subunit alpha-6-like
Exons: 1
Coding region: 1-1224 (407 amino acids)
Biological process (GO): chemical synaptic transmission; monoatomic ion transmembrane transport; signal transduction
Cellular component (GO): synapse; neuron projection; plasma membrane
Molecular function (GO): transmitter-gated monoatomic ion channel activity involved in regulation of postsynaptic membrane potential; transmembrane signaling receptor activity; excitatory extracellular ligand-gated monoatomic ion channel activity
Source: RefSeq, a predicted model, not a curated record
AUGUGGAAAGUGAGGCUAGUAUUCGCUGUUGUUUCUAUUGCUUGUGUUUUGCCAAGGUCUCGGACGUACACAAUACAAAACGAACUAAGUCUACACACGGCUCUAUUUCCAACAACCUACGAUCCUCACGUUAGACCAGGAACGGAUAGGACAAAUCCUCUACAAAUAAACGUUACGUUUUACUUAUUCAGCAUCAAGGAGUUUGACGAGACUAUAAGCAAGUUCUCCAUUACCGGCGGUCUAGCUGUUUCAUGGAUUGACGAUCGGUUAACAUGGGAUCCGACAAACUAUGGGGGGAUAGAGGUCACUGUUGUGCCUCAGAAGAAAUUAUGGAUUCCAUAUCUCGUCAAUAUGCUGGACUAUAACUCCCUUAGUGAAAUUGGGCAUCAGAAUAUGAAUGUUAGGGUGGAGAAAGAUGGACAGGUGAACUGGGUAACGCCAAAUCUUUUUGAGAGUACGUGUGAUGCUGAUUUAUCUUAUUACCCAUUUGAUACUCAGACUUGUACCCUGAGAUUCUUUAUACCAGGAUAUUUGCCCUCCGAAAUAGUUUUCAUGAUAAGCGAGCAGAUGUAUAUGUCGGAAUUUAGUGCAAACAGUCUUUGGAAGGUGACUGAAACAAAACUAUUUACUUUCACAAAUACUCUUCUUCUCCAGGAGGCGCGAAUGGCCAUCACUAUGAGAAGAAGACCGGUUUACUAUAUAUCUAGCUUAAUUCUCCCCGUUGCUUUCCUUUCGUUUCUCCAACUAUGUGUAUUUCUUAUGCCACCCGACUGUGGCGAACGUGUAGGUUUUGUUGUGACCGUACUUCUAGCAAUCGCUGUAUAUCUUACUCUAGUUCAAGAUAAACUUCCAGAGGGAUCAGAACCUAGUGUAUCGUUCCUUAGCUACAAACUUUUGGGCGACUUCAUGGUCGGUGUUUUUAUGGUGGUAGGCGUUGUCAUUGGACUACGUUUCUAUCAGAGAGAGGAGGAUAAGCCCAUUCCAAAUUACUUACAGACUUUUCACAGAAUUUCCCUCUGUGAUUGCUUUUGCUACAGGAGAAAGCGGAAGGUGCACUUUGACGAGGGAGACACCGUCAAAGAUGUAACGCUGGAUCCUGUGACUGAAAUUUUAACAUGGCGUGAUAUUGGAAUUGCUACUGAUCGUUUCUGUCUAAAAGUGUUUGGAUUUUGUCUGAUGAAUUGUAACAUUCUUUAUCUCAUUGUCCUUGCUAUCUUAGCGUGAAGGAAAAUAUUUAAAUUACUUUUACUACAGAAUUUCCUAAAAAGACGGAAGAAACUCCCCUACAUAAAUUGUUAAGUGCAUAUUAACUCUUCUUGCAUUGGUAUGAUAAAAACUUUAAAAGGACGUAAGUUCCUAACUUUCAAACUAUUUAGAGACAAGUUGGUCUCCCUAAAAAAAAAUAGGUUGACCAUAGGCACGUAUUUCCAAUAUAAUUCUUCAAAACACUAUAAUUGUAAAAAUCAUUCACAUCAUAUUGUAUGAAAAAAAAAUAAACAUUUUGUUAAAGCUAUUAGAGAAAUGGUAAAACCAUAACCUUGAUAUCAAUAUUAGACCUAGACCAACUUCAUUGUUGUACUCAGCAUUAGGAAUUAAAGAGGGGUCAUCCAUG